This is a messenger RNA of Tupaia belangeri chinensis (Chinese tree shrew), 1499 nucleotides long. It is a transcript of the gene MSLN, whose product is annotated as mesothelin. Lineage: Eukaryota; Metazoa; Chordata; Mammalia; Scandentia; Tupaiidae. Gene Ontology annotation, biological process: cell-matrix adhesion. The transcript is spliced from 10 exons. Gene Ontology annotation, cellular component: cell surface. The record is from RefSeq and is a predicted model, not a curated record. The coding region runs from base 207 to 1385 and encodes 392 amino acids.
CAGGCUGGACUGGGCAGUCGCGGGUGUGAACAGGGCUGGCACGGCCACAGCUGCACGCGCCUGCGAAGGUCCGACCUGGACCCUGGUCCCUCCCAGGCCCCACAAGGCCCAGUGCCGGCCAGAACAGGGGUGCGGGUGGCGGGGUGAGGGUAGCAGAGGGUCCAGCCUGCCGCAGCCGUGGGGGCGUGAGUCGCUGCCCACAGACCAUGGCUCUGCUUGCCACGGGCCUGUACCUGGGGUCUCGCGCCUGCCUCCUCCUCCUCCUCAGCCUCGGGUGGGUGCAGCCUCUGAGGGCAGCCGCUGUAGAGACAAGACAGGACGUCAUGUCUACGUGGCUGCGACGCACCGACCAGGACCCAUCCCGGCAGCUGACGGCCGCCCUGCCGAGACCCCGGCGGGGUACCGAGAAGAGGCCCUGCCCCCCAGGGCGGAAGGCCCUCGAGGUGGACGAGAACCUCGUGUUCUACGAGGAGUGGGACCUGGAGGCCUGUGUGGACGGCGCCCUGCUGGCCGCCCAGAUGGAACGGGUGAACCAGAUCCCCUUCACUCACCAGCAGCUCAGCGUUUUUAAGCGCAAACUGGACGAGGUCUACCCACAAGGCUAUCCCGAGUCCCUGAUCCAGCGUCUGGGCUACUUCUUCUUCCAAAUCAGCCCCGAGGACAUCCACAAGUGGAAUGUGACAUCGCUGGGGACCGUGAAGGCUCUGCUCAGAGUCAGCCAGGGCCGGAGGGUGGAUGCCCAGGUGGCUGCCCUGGUCACCCGCUACCUGGGGGGAGGAGGCCAGCUGGACAUGGACACUUUGCAGGCCCUGUCUGCCUUCCCGCCCGCCUCCCUGUGCCUGCUCAGCCCCGGUCAGCUGGGCCCCGUGCAGCCCAGUGUCCUCUGGGCUGCCAGACCCCAGGACCUGGACACGUGCGGGCCUCGGCAGCUGGCCACCCUUUACCCCAAGGCCCACCUGGCCUUCCAGAACCUGAGCAGGUCUGAGUACUUGGUGAAGAUCCAGCCCUUCCUGGGCGGGGCAGCCAGCGAGGACCUGCGGGCGCUCAGUCUGCAGAAUGUCACCCUGACCCUGGCCACAUUCAAGAAGCUGCGGACAGAUGCUGUGCUGCCGCUGACCGUGGCCGAGGUGCAGAGGCUUCUCGGGCCACAAGUGGUGGGCUUGAAGGCAGCGGCCCAGGACAGUCCGGUGCGGGAAUGGAUCUUCCACCAGCCGCAGGGCGACCUGGACACCCUGGGGCUGGGGCUCCGCGGGGGCGUCCCCAACGGCUACCUGGUCCUGGACCUCAGUUUCCGAGAGGCCCUGUCUGGGGUGCCCCGCCUGCUGCAGCCAGGACCCACAGCCAUAGUGACACUGGUGGUACUCUGGGCUCACCCUCUGAGCUGAGGCCACCUUCUGCGCCCCCACCCAUGGUGGAGGCCCAGCCUGACCAAAAGCAGGGCCUGGUGGUCCUGCCCGGUGGUGAGGGAUGUGAGAUCAAUAAAGAGCCGUUCCCCAGCA